AGCCGGCACAACGCUUGCGCUGCAGCACCCUAGACCGGAAACUGAAUGCGGAGCGCGAACUCGAGCAAAGAUGAACCCUUUAACUAAGGUCAAGCUAAUCAACGAGCUGAAUGAGCGAGAGGUCCAGCUUGGGGUGGCCGAGAAGGUGUCCUGGCAUUCCGAGUACAAGGACAGCGCCUGGAUCUUUGUGGGAGGGCUUCCUUAUGAACUGACUGAAGGGGACAUCAUCUGUGUUUUCUCACAGUAUGGGGAAAUUGUUAAUAUUAAUCUUGUGCGAGACAAGAAGACUGGGAAAUCCAAAGGAUUCUGUUUCCUCUGCUAUGAAGACCAGAGGAGCACAAUUCUGGCUGUUGACAAUUUUAAUGGAAUUAAGAUCAAAGGGAGAACUAUCCGCGUGGAUCAUGUGUCUAACUAUCGGGCUCCUAAGGACUCAGAUGAAAUGGAUGAUGUGACCAGACAGCUUCAGGAGAAGGGCUGUGGGGCUAACACCCCCCCUCCAAGUUCAUCUGAGGGCUCUGAAGAUGACAGACCUACAAAAAGUCACAAAAAAGAUAAAAAAGGAAAAAAGAAAAAAAAGAAAGACAAAGAGAAGACUCACCAGGAGGUUCAGGCAGAGCAGCCGUCUUCCUCUUCACCUCCCAGAAGCAAGAUGAUAAAAGAAAAGGAUUACCCUGGUCUGAAGAAGCACAGCAGCAAGAAUUCGGAGAGGGUUCAGAAGCCUGAGUCUAGAGAAGGGAGGAAGCACUACCCAGGCUCCCCUGAGGUCAGGAUGUCAUGCCGUAGUGGAGCAGAGGACCCAGAGAAGGAGCCAAAGAAGGAGAAACUCAAGCAUGAGCACAAGUCCUCAAGCAGGAAGGAAGUGAGAGAAGACAAGAACAGGGAUCAAGACAAGAAUAGGGAUCGAGACAGAGGGCGAAGCUCAGAUACACAUUCUACUUGGCACAGUGGGCAUUCUGAAGGGUGGAGUCGUAGAAGUAGAAGUAGAAGCCGAGAUAAAUCCUAUAGGCAUAAAAAGGCCCGUCGCUCCCGGGAGCGCGAGUCCUCUAAUCCUAGUGACCGAAGGCAUCACUGAAAUCUCCUCUUGCCCAGUUCAUUAAAAAUAAACUGUUUAAAAAAUGCCUGCCUUGCAAGCACAAGGUCCUUAGUUUGAUUCCUGGAACCAGGCAGAAAAAGUUGUGAAAUUCAAUUCUGCUGUUAAUAUUUCUGUACAUAAAAUCUCUGGGGCUGAAUUCUUUUAAUAUCUUGCAUAGAUUGUUGAGAGGGCUGUCAUUUCAACAGCCAGAUAUCCUGCAUUUUUUAGCAUGAGCCCUGGGAAUAUACCUGGAACUUUAGAGUAUGUGUCCUAAAUUUUGGUUAAUAAAUAUGGCCCUUCAACCCUAGACCUUAAUUUGAGAUGACAUUUCCAGGAAAGGGAAAAACCAGGUAACUACAAUUCUAGUCUUUGUGGUAGGUGUUUAGAACUGAACUUUCCAGUUGUCAGGCUCCCUAGAUUCAGACCAUUUUAUGUGGAUACAAUAAGAUCUUAAGAACAGCCAGUUCCCAGCCCACUUGAAAACAGUUUAAAUGGUUGAUGUUUUGUUUUUGUUUUUUUGUUUAUAUAUUUGCAUUUUUUUGG
This is a messenger RNA of Fukomys damarensis (Damara mole-rat), 1615 nucleotides long. RefSeq names its product RNA binding motif protein X-linked 2 (gene Rbmx2). Gene Ontology annotation, biological process: mRNA splicing, via spliceosome. Bases 71 to 1072 code for a protein of 333 amino acids. The transcript has 6 exons. Gene Ontology annotation, cellular component: catalytic step 2 spliceosome; U2 snRNP; precatalytic spliceosome. Gene Ontology annotation, molecular function: RNA binding. Lineage: Eukaryota; Metazoa; Chordata; Mammalia; Rodentia; Bathyergidae. The record is from RefSeq and is a predicted model, not a curated record.